AAUACUACUUAAAAUCUUUACUCGUGAUGAUUACUUUCCCGAAACAAUAAAUAAUGCAUAAUGGGCACCACCAAGAGAAAAGAAAAAUGAAUAAAAGCUAAGGCAUGGAGCAAAGCACACUGCAAGAUUCUCUUCUUCUCCGUGUUCCGAAAGCGAAGGGGAAAAAAACACAUAGCAUCAAUCAUAUAAUGAGAAGAAGAAGAAGAAGCAAGAACAAUUAGGUAUUUAGGAUCACCAAAGCAAAAUCAGAGAAAAUUUCAAGGGCCACUCUCUUUUCCUUCUUCCCAUUUUGCCCUUGAAUUUUCUCUAGAUUUUCCUCAUUUCCCUCCGAACAUAUCAUAUCACACACCCAUAUAGCCCAAAAGCCACAACCUGCGAAAUCAAAAAAGAAAAAGAAAAAGAAAACAACAACAACAACAACAACAAUAUCGUAUUCCAUUCCAUAAUGUUGUGUAAACUGGUUCCGGUGCCGCGCAAGAAAAAACCCGGUUUGAACCCGGUUUACCUUAACGUCUACGACCUAACCCCAAUUAACGGUUACGCUUAUUGGCUUGGCCUCGGAGUUUACCAUUCUGGUGUUCAAGUUCAUGGGGUUGAAUAUGGAUUUGGAGCACACGAACGCGACACGACUGGGAUUUUUGAAGUGGAGCCUAGACACUGUCCUGGAUUCACCUUCAGGAAAUCAAUUUUCAUUGGAUCAACGGAUAUGGGGCCGAAGGAUGUUCGCGCGUUCAUGGAGAGGCUGGCUGAAGAGUAUUCUGGGAACACCUACCACCUUAUCCAGAAAAAUUGCAACCACUUCUGCGAAGAUGUUUGUGUCAGAUUAACGGGAAAGUCUAUUCCUCGAUGGGUGAAUCGGCUUGCUAGACUCGGUUUUCUCUGCAACUGUGUUCUUCCACCUAGCCUAAAUGAAACAAAGGUUCGCCAAGUUACAAUAGACAGGGUUCAAGAAGGAGGAGAAAAGAAGAAAAUGAGAAGCCAGUCGAGCAGGUACGAGGCUUCACCCAAUCCUACAUUGUCCAGUAGCCAAAGACAUUGCCUUCCUCCAUCUUCUGUAAUUAAUGCUUCUCCGUCCUCAACCUUAACCGUAAAGUAAAGCUUUGACAGGAGUCGAAGUCCAAACUCCGAAAUAUAUAUAGGCUGUUAGAAUCAUGUAACCAACCAAAGAGGGGUAGAGAAGCAACUUUUUCAUCUGCCCUGUCUUUCUGUUCUGUUGUAUGUAUACCUUUAGUUGUGAGGCAAUGGCAAAAAAAAAAAAAUGAAAUGGUUGCAUUGUCUCUUCUUUUUAAGCGGUUGCUUUCUUCGGUGAACAGAAAGGGUCUUCAUUUCUAGAUUUUUAGUCUGAAUUGAGAUUUAUCCAUGUUACCGCUGAUGUAGAGCAUAUAUAGUAAUGUGUUCAAUGUGUAAGGAUAGUGUUACAUUUGCUGAAGCUCAAAAUAAUGCAAGACAGGAAAUAAAAGAGAGAUGGUGUGUAUGAGGGCAAUAAAGAGUAGUUAGCUGAACCUAAUCAGGGUUCUCUUUUCAACAGUGAUAUGCAAAUGCAAAGUACGAAAUGUUAAAAGAAACAGAAAAUUUGGGGAUGCUGUGUUUCAGAGACCAAAUUAGCUUGAAAUUGAGUUAACUUUGCUUUCUGGACACUCAAAUCCAAAUUAGUCCUUGGACCUUCUAUUAUUAUGCAAGGGUUUAUUAUUAUCUUUUCACGCAGUGGAGUUGGCAUGGAUUUGUUGCUUGAUGGUUGCUGCUGCCAAUGUAUUAUUAAAUGCAAAGCAAUAUUAUAGGUAGAGAAAGAUGCAGCUAAUAGAGUUAGCUGCCACCUCAAUUAGGUAGAAUUUGAGAGCUGUAAUUUUAUAAGCAUCCGUGAGGAGGAUGUGUAUAUGUAAUCUCCUUAAGUUGGUAUCAGUGUGUUUAUUCUUUUUUAUGUUAAUUAGUUGAGUAAUCACA
This is a messenger RNA of Glycine soja, 1941 nucleotides long. RefSeq names its product deSI-like protein At4g17486. Gene Ontology annotation, molecular function: deubiquitinase activity. Gene Ontology annotation, biological process: protein deubiquitination. Bases 446 to 1096 code for a protein of 216 amino acids. The transcript has 3 exons. The record is from RefSeq and is a predicted model, not a curated record. Lineage: Eukaryota; Viridiplantae; Streptophyta; Magnoliopsida; Fabales; Fabaceae.